Molecule: messenger RNA, 5898 nt
Organism: Haliotis rubra (blacklip abalone)
Lineage: Eukaryota; Metazoa; Mollusca; Gastropoda; Lepetellida; Haliotidae
Exons: 4
Coding region: 136-2988 (950 amino acids)
Cellular component (GO): nucleus; cytoplasm
Molecular function (GO): protein binding
Source: RefSeq, a predicted model, not a curated record
UUUUGCUGGGCAUUUCACCAGAGCUUCUCAGUGCUCGGUAGAUGCAUGUCAAGUUAGUUAAGGCGGCGGCUCUCUCAGUAGCAGCUGUGAAUGAUCUGAAUCUUGCUGACAGCUGAGACUCAGUCAUACAACACAAUGGCAGGUCCACCGAUUUCUAAUAUAUAUAUCAUCAAUGAUGAUGGCAGAUAUGACCCCAGUGCCUUGAGGAAUCUGUCAAGCAUUCUGAAUGUUAACAUGGGCUACCUACAGAACUGUAGCAUCCGAGUAUCCAGCCAUGGACAGAACCAAGGUCAAGCUCAAGGUGCCUUCGUCGACAUCCACCAGCAGCAGGAAGAACGUCGCCAGCAGAGGAGGGCAGAGAAGGAGAGAAAGAAGAGAGAAGCAGAAGCGAAGAGGCAAAAGAUGGAGGUUUUGAAGAAAAAAUUCCCGUUUCUUGAAAAUAAAGCCCUAGAACAAUGGAGGACUGUGUUUUGUAAAAGCCAUAAAUCAGAGGAGAGUGUAUUCAAGAAGACAAAAGCAUAUACAGCAAUAAGGAAAGUUCUUGACUUUCACCAUCUAGUCGUCAUUCUGGGAUACCCUGGUGAGGGGAAGACAACAUGCGCUAAAUAUUUAGCCGAAGAUUACAACAGCCACAUGAGCAGCUCAGGGCCCAGGUAUGAAGUUUUAUACAUCAAAUCCCCAGCUGAGUUCAAAGAGAAAGUAGACCCAACAUCAUUUCAGAUUAUUAUUGUAGAUGAUAUUUUUGGAACCCACACCGCCAAUCUGUCCAAAAUAGAGUUAUGGGUGGACUACCUAGACAUGAUGCAGUUUUCCGUGAGGGCCGGUACGUCAAAGCUGAGGCUGGUCAUAACAUGUGGGCGUCAUCUCUAUGAAAAGGUCCAGCAGUAUCUUCAUGGGCGGAAGGUGUUUCAAGACUGUCACAUGGUUGAUAUAUCAGCCGAUGGACUAGGUCUUCAGCCAGAAGAGCGGGCGGACAUUCUUCGUAGUAAUGCUGGCUAUUUAUCCUACGGUGAUUCUGCUGGCAUGAUGGCAUACAGUUCAUAUUCAGGUUACCCCCUUUGCUGUAGAUUGUAUAGCAUCAGCAAAACAUUUCGGAAUUUAGGAAGGGUGUUCUUCAAUGAUCCCUCUAAAUAUAUUCCUCAAGAAAUUGAGAAGGUUGACAGCUACGACAAGACUGUGUUUGGCGUGCUGGUGUGUGCAGCCUUGAAUGGCGGCAUGAUAAAUCUGAAAGGGAAACAGAUGUCGGAACUGGACCAAGAAAUGUUGGAAAAUCUUAAGAAGAUUCUGAGGACACUGAAGGCCCCUGUGGAUGACCUUGAACUCUGGAUCCUACAAGAGGCUGCUCGGGUUUUGUCCGGAGUGUUCCUGUUACCGAUACAGACUGAUAGCUAUCGUAUGAUUCAUCACCGUAUAACAGAACAUGUACUCAGACAGUUUUCCCAUGGUAAUGCUCAAAUGGUUAUAGAGAUGGCCAGUCCUGACGUCUUCAUGGAAUUUGUCCGAAGUGGACUGUAUGCUGAGGGCAUGCAUGAGUGUACAUUCAAUGUCUACACUCUCAAGUUUGACAUCCUAGCUCGUAGGUUAGUGUUUGACAUCUUACAAGGAAAAAUCCGGACUGCAAGCAUGCAUCAAACUUUCACAGAUGAGAAAUUUGUAAACCAUUUCUUUGAGUAUCUUGAUCGUCUUGGCAACCUGGAAGCAGUAUAUCGAGCCAGAGAUGAAAAUGGACUCUCCUUCCUGUUCUGGACUGCAUGGUAUGGUAGAGACUUGGUGGUUAAAGGAUUUGUUGAAAAGGAAUCUUUGUCUCGCAUGGCUGACGAUGGUUUGGGUUCUGCGGAACAAUGGAUCCUUGCUUUGCUGGCUUGCUGUUAUAGAGGCGGUGUGACGGAGAUCGUAUCAAUGCGAUAUCGACCUAAAGAUGAACCUGAGCCUGCCAAACCAACAGUUGGAUUGUCUGCACUUCUGAAUGCUAUGGCACCAGUCAGUUCUACUGCAUCAGUACAAGAUGCUGAUAAGAUCCUAAAUUUUGAAUUCAGCCUCCUUCUUGAAAACAAAGCCCAGCCUAUACAUUUUGCUGCUCUGGGCAACAAUGGUCCUGCAAUGAAACUAAUUCUCGAGAAAGGAGCAGAAGUGAAUGCCAUGACUGAACUGGGAGAAACGGCUCUCCAUCUUGCUGUCUGCAAGAAUGAGAUAGAGGUAGUGAAGCAUCUGUUAGAACAUGGCGCUGAUGUAAAUGCAAAAACAAAAUUGGGCAAAACUCCAAUCCAUGAUGCUGUCUACUACAAGAAGACAGAUGCAGCCAAACUGCUUUUAGAGAAAGGAGCAGACGUAAAUAUUCCUGCAGAUGAUGAAAGACCUCUGUUGCAAGUUGCAGUUGCCAACACAGACAUAGAAAUGGUGAAGAUGCUGAUUGAGAAAGGAGCAGAUGUGAACAGGAAAGGACGAGAUGGUUGGACACCGCUGCAUGAAGCAUUCUACCUCGGGGAUACACAGUCUGCUGAAUAUCUGUUAGACAAAGGUGCCCAAGCCCACGUCUACACAAUGAGUGGAGUUGCUCCUCUUCACGAGGCCGUCAGCAACUGUGACCGCGACCUUAUUGACCUUUUGUUGGAGACUGGCAUAAGUGUUAACAAGAGUUCCAGUACUGGCGAAACUCCAUUACACAUAGCUGCAAAGAAUGGUAACCUUGACCUUGUAAAGAAACUGUUGGACAUGGGGGCGGAUAUGAAUGCGCGGGACAGUAAUGGGAUGCUUCCUCUCAACCUCUCAGCAAUUUCAUCCCAUGGUGACGUUAUGCAUUACUUGAUGGAAAGAUCUGGGAUGAGUAUUCCAAGAAUCUCACCAGCACAGGAAAGAGAACGACAGCCUUAUGGAUAUGGUCGCUAUGGGUAUGAUGAUUAUGAUGAUGAUGAUGAUGAUUAUGGUCCUCUGUCUCAUCUGCCGCGGCACAUGAGGCGGCAUUAUAGAUUAAGGCAGGACUAUCCCUAAACCAUGGUGUCAGAAACCCCAGAGGUAUUCAGACCAGCUUACAGGGAGCCGAGCGGAGCCUAGGAGUAUGAAGACUCCAGAUUGAGCCAGGAGGAGUACCUAUCAACAUUGAUAAGAGACUGUCAAACAGGGCCUAUACCAAUAUACAGAUUUUCGUCACUAUGGCAAAUACAUACUGAAGUGUUCUGAAUUAUUCUAGUUUUUUAUGUCAGUCAUAAAUUAUCUGUAACUAGCACUUUUAAAAUAUGAACCCAUACAAAAGUUAGCUGGGUUUUUUUUCAGAAUUUGAUAAACACAUAACAAGCCCUGUUGAGUUAAGUGGACAGCUAAUUCAUGCACCAUGUUGGUAAUAUUUGUGGAAUAUGUGGUGUAGCAUAGCAUUUACCUUGGAAACAAAGUAUGGGCUGUGGUGGUAUCUCAGCAAGGAAUAACCAGCUGUUUCAAGAUUCACAUUAUUAUUCCCUGGUUUGUGUUAACAUUCACACUAUUAUUUCCUGUUUUGCACUAACAGAAUGUACUCUUGCUUCUGGAAUUAUAAGAUGGUUUAGUGAAGAGAGAAAAAUAUUUGUUCACUCUAAGACCUUGAAAUACAACACUGAAAAGUAAUUUUUCAACUAAAAUAGAUUUCCUUAAAAAUAAUGUUUUUGAGAUGUGUUAAUGAUGUUGCGGUUUGUUUCCCGUUCUGCUGGAAUAUACUUUUAAGGAUCUAUACCACAUUGAUUGAUAUGGAACCGACCUUGAAGUAUUCAAAUGCCAAAGUGUAGUGCAAACAGUUAGAGGGGUGCUGAGAACAAGCUAAGGGUGUCCAAUUUAAGAAUCAGUUGUUCAGGAAGAUAGGGUGUCAUGACUGGAGACAUGAUGAAGAAAUCUGACAGUUUGGACAACAUCUGUACUUGUCUCUGAAGGGAGACAAGACUAUAAAUACACUGGUGUCAUAGACUUGAAGAAGGAUUACAUGAAAUGAUUACUGAAAGUAGAUGUGAUAUCAUUACGUGAAAGUGGAGGAGCAGUGAAAUGAUUACUGAAAGCAGAUGUGAUAUCAUUACGUCAAAGUGAAAUGAUUACUGAAAGUAGAUGUGAUAUCAUUACGUCAAAGUGAAAUGAUUACUGAAAGUAGAUGUGAUAUCAUUAUGUGAAAGUGGAGCAGUGAAAUGAUUACUGAAAGUAGAUGUGAUAUUAUGUGAAAGUGAAAUGAUUACUGAAAGUAGAUGUGAAAUUACAUGAAAGUGAAAUGAUUACUGAAAGUAGAUGUGAAAUUACAUGAAAGUGAAAUGAUUACUGAAAGUAGAUGUGAUGUUACGUCAAAGUGGAGAAGCAUGUUGUUGUAAGACACAAAGAAGAUAUGUGUGUAAUGCAAAAUUAAGCAGUUAUACUAUUACUUACACAAAAUAAACUGUUAUGUCAGUACUGACUAACAUGUAUAUAAUUAUUCAAGAAGUUAUAUCAUUAAUAAUCAAGAAAUGAUGUGACUCCAGACAUUGAAAGAUGUACUCUUUAAACACAUGAAGGAGUAAAGUUCAGAAAGCUGAACAUAGGAUUCUCCAUUUGAUGAAAUAUUGGUACAUUCAGGAUGAGGUCAGGUCCUCCUCUGUGUCACUGAGCAGUUCAACAAGGUGUCAUGAACAAUUGACAUGAAAAUGACACCCAACUUUCUGCUUCAACAAAUUGAUUUUUUAAUUGCUCUAAGUGAGCAUAGAUUGUAUUGUACUGUAGUAUUGUUAUGUCCACACCAUAUUUGGACAUCCAGGUAGCUUUCUUAAGCCAAAGAGGCUGACCCUGCUCUUGCUUUUUGUUGUCAUCUUUGAGCCAUUGUGUUUUUACUGAAGAAAAUGUAAUUAUUUGGCUUUUUUCAUUGUGUAUUUACAUUGCAUACAUUGUACAUACUUGGUAUACGACUGACUGACUGAGUUUGGUUUUACGCCGCUUUUAGCAAUAUUCCAGCAACAUCACGGCAGGGGGACACCAGAAAUGGGCUUCACACAUUGUACCCAUGUGGGGAUUCGAACCCAGGUCUUCGGCUUGACGAGCCAACGCUUUAACCACUAGGCUACCCCACCGCCCCACUUGGUAUACGAAUGCACGUGACUUUGAAACCUAUUAUAAGACAUUUUAAAUGUUCCAUAUAUUGAAAUGAGCCAGUGAGGUGAACUUGGUUUAAUGUCACAUUCAAGAUGAUUGCACUUAAAUAGUGAUAUGCUCUAGAGCUGGGACGGAUAACCAAGAUACCCAGAACAGGUGGGUAAUGAGUUGGACCCGGGUACCCGUCUCAAUACCCGGACCCAUUAUGACCAUGUGACUAAUAGAUUAAACAAUGUAAUAUGUUAUUGUCAUGACUAAAAGGUUGUAUUGUCUUUGAAGAUCUAGACAUAAUUGUGUAGUCACCUGUUUUGAAUAUAAUACAUGGUUAAGAUAUUGAAAAACUCGAAAAUUUAACCUCCAAGCUGAAGAAUGUAUUGCCAUUUCUUACAAAUUUGAUGUCAGGAAUUAAUACAACGGGUAUCAGGGUAGGGUAGGGUAAUAGGGGGUGGGAUACCCGGGUAGAAAGUUUGGACCCGUCCCAGCCCAAAUAUGCUGGAGUGUGUGUGUGGCUACUUGUUCUGGUGGUGUUUUAUAGUGCUAGCUCAUGAAUCACCAUGCCAUGGUUCACCAUGGAGACCAUGUGUACAAUCUCCUGAGUUGACCAGUCCUUGUAUGCUUUGUUGUCAAGCACCAGGCUGGGUAACAACAAAUACCAUCUUGCAAGUGUCCCGUUUGAGUUUAGAGUUCAUCUUAACUGAUAUAAAUGUGUACAUGACACUUUCACCAACACUCAUAUAUGCAUUCCUGGCACCUGUAGCUUUCCAGUCCACUAAAAUAGAUUUCAGUGGUAUUCUGUGAAUAUUUGCAUUAAUAAAAUUAACAAGAACAUCA